AUGAGUCAGAAGAAAGUAACAUUUGCCAUGAGGUCAUUGUAUGGUGUAUAUCCCUACAAAUCCAGCAUGAUUGGUCUGGAGAACCUGGGGGAUCCAUCUGAUCACUGGGAUAUCGUAGAGACCAUCGGUAAAGGGACGUAUGGCAAAGUCUACAAAGUGACCAGCAAGAAGGACGGAAGUCAGGCAGCGGUCAAAGUGCUGGACCCCAUCAAUCAUUCAAGUCACACCAACAGAGAUGUGGAUGAAGAGAUCGAGGCAGAAUACAACAUCUUGAGGUCUCUGUCCAACCACCCCAAUGUGGUGAAGUUUUUCGGAAUGUUUUACAAGUCGGAAAAUUUAUCAGGUGGACAGCUAUGGCUAGUGCUGGAGCUCUGCAAUGGUGGCUCUGUCACUGAGCUCAUCAAGGGGCUGCUGAUGCGAGGCCAACGUCUGCAGGAACCUGUUAUAGCCUACAUCUUAUACAGCGCCCUCCUGGGUCUUCAGCAUCUGCACAACAACCGGAUUAUCCAUCGGGAUGUCAAAGGCAACAACAUCCUCUUGACAACUGAGGGAGGCGUCAAACUGGUUGACUUUGGGGUUUCGGCACAACUGACCAGCGCGCGAUUGAGGAGGAACACAUCAGUCGGGACACCGUUUUGGAUGGCUCCUGAGGUGAUAGCCUGUGAACAGCAGUAUGACUACUCGUACGAUGCCCGCUGUGACGUGUGGUCGCUGGGCAUCACCGCCAUUGAGCUUGCGGAUGGAGACCCCCCACUGGCUGAGAUGCAUCCAGUCAAAGCUCUCUUCAAGAUCCCACGAAAUCCCUCCCCUACGCUGCAAAAUCCUGACCAGUGGUGCAGAAGUUUCUGCCAUUUCAUUGGCCAGUGUCUGAUAAAGGAUUUUGAGGCGCGUCCGUCGGUGACGCACCUCCUGGAGCAUCCCUUCAUCAAGCAGGCCCACGGCAAAGAUGUGGCCCUACGACAACAGUUGGCAGCUCUUAUCAAAGAGCAGCAAGAACUCGGCUGUGCAGCCAAAACUAAGCACGAACGGAUCAAUACUCGUAAAACCCUCAUCAUAGAGAGCAGUCCAGACGACGACCUGGUCAACCUGGAGUUCUUAGACGAGGAAACAAUUAUAGCCCAUCUUCACAAGAGGUAUGCUGAGCUGCAGGUGUACACGUACGUGGGUGACAUCCUCAUCGCACUCAAUCCUUUCCAAAACCUCAACAUCUACUCUCCUCAGUUUUCAAAGCUGUACCACGGCGUAAAGCGAGCUGACAACCCUCCCCACAUCUUUGCAACAGCCGAUGCUGCUUACCAGAGCAUGGUGACUUUCUGCAAAGAUCAGUGUAUCAUCAUCAGUGGAGAGAGUGGUGCUGGGAAAACUGAAAGCGCUCAUUUGAUUGUUCAACAUCUGACAUUCUUAGGAAAGGCAAACAAUCGGACUCUACGUGAGAAGAUCCUGCAGGUGAACCCUCUUGUGGAAGCUUUUGGGAACGCCUGCACAGUCAUCAAUGACAACUCCAGCCGCUUUGGAAAGUACCUGGAGAUGAAGUUUACACCCACCGGGGCCGUCAUUGGUGCCAAAAUAUCUGAGUACCUGCUGGAAAAGUCGAGAGUCAUCAAACAAGCCAUGGGUGAGAAAAAUUUCCAUGUCUUCUAUUACAUAUACGCUGGGCUCUACCACCAAGAUAAGCUGAAAACUUACAGGUUGCCUGACAGGACAGCUCCUAGGUAUAUUGACAAUCAAGAUGGCAAAGUUAUGCAGGACAUUGUCUCGAGCAAACUGUACAAGGAGCAGUUUGAAGUUAUUCAGGAUUGCUUUCGGAACAUCGGCUUUACCGAAGAGGAAGUCAACUCUGUUUACAAAAUUCUCUCGGCCAUAUUGAACACCGGAAACAUUGAAUUCACCGCCAUCACAUCCCAACACCAAACCGAUAAGAGUGAGGUGCCUAACUCAGAGGCCUUGGAAAACGCCGCUUCCCUGUUAAGCAUCGGUCCCGACGAGCUCCAGGAGGCGCUGACCUCCCAGUGCGUGGUCACCAGGGGCGAGACCAUCAUCCGCACCAACACGGUGGACAAAGCGGUGGACGUUCGAGACGCGAUGUCCAAGGCGUUGUACGGCCGCCUCUUCAGUUGGAUCGUAAACCGCAUCAACACUUUACUGCAGCCCGACAUGAACAUCUGCGCCGCAGAGAGCGGCAUGAAUGUGGGAAUCCUGGACAUCUUUGGCUUCGAAAACUUCAAGAAGAACUCCUUUGAGCAAUUGUGCAUCAACAUUGCAAACGAGCAGAUCCAGUUCUACUUCAACCAGCAUAUAUUUGCCCUGGAACAGAUGGAGUACCAGAGCGAGGGAGUAGAUGCGAGCCUGGUGGAGUAUGAGGACAACAGGCCCAUCCUGGACAUGUUCCUGCAGAAGCCCAUGGGUUUGCUGUCCCUGCUGGAUGAGGAGAGCCGCUUCCCACAGGCCACAGAUCACACGUUAGUGGACAAAUUUGAAGACAACCUACGCUGCAAGUACUUUUGGAUCCCGAAACGUGUUGAGCUCUCUUUUGGAAUUCUGCAUUUUGCCGGAAAGGUGAUGUACAGCGUGAACGGAUUCCUGGAGAAAAACCGAGACACUCUCCCCGCAGACAUUGUGGUGGUGCUAAGAACAUCAGAGAACAAACUCCUGCAGCAGCUCUUCUCCAGCCCCUUAACCAAAAUAGGGAAUCUGGCCACAACCCGAGCCCGGGUGAACGCCGCCUCUCGAUCUCUGCCGCCACAGCUAAGUUCAGGACGCACCAAGUCUCCCAAAUACCUCUUGAAGGUGGACACCAUGGAGAUGAUGCGACACCCGGAAGAAACAACUAACAUGAGGAGACAGACUGUGGCCUCCUAUUUCCGUUACUCGCUGAUGGACCUACUAUCUAAGAUGGUAGUGGGUCAGCCGCACUUCGUCCGCUGCAUCAAGCCCAACGACGACAGGCGGGCGUUAUGCUUCUGCAAGGAGAGAGUGAUGGUGCAGCUGCGCUAUACAGGCAUUCUGGAAACUGUCAACAUCCGCCGCCAAGGCUACUCACACCGUAUCCCCUUUGCUGAAUUUGUCACCAGAUACUACUACUUGGCAUUCCGGGCUCAUCAAAUGCCAGAGACCAGCAAAGAGAAUGCCGUCACCAUAUUAAAUCAAGCCAAACUGGAAAAUUGGGUCCUUGGAAGGACAAAGGUAUUUCUGAAGUACUACCAUGUGGAGCAGCUGAACCUACUGCUCAGGGAGGUGAUAGCUCGGGUAGUGGUGAUGCAAGCCUACACCAAAGGCUGGCUGGGGGCACGACGUUACAGAAAAGGGAGGGAGAAGAGGAAUAACUGUGCCACCGUCAUACAGUCAGCCUGGAGGGGCUUCAUCACACGGCAGAACCUCAAGCAAAUUAGGAAGGAGCGGGAAGAGGCGGCGGUCCGUAUCCAGUCAGCUUACAGGGGCCAUCGAGUGCGUAAGGACUGCGGACCUCAGAGGCACAGAUGUAACCCCGAGGCUGACGGGAAGACCACCAAGGAGGGCCAUAUGGGAAAUACUUCUUCCUUUCACAGGUCUCCGAACCUGAAGAGCCUACAGAAGGCAAACGUCGGGCCCGACAGCCGAGACAGACACGUGAAAGACGCCAAGAGAGACAAAGACGGCGUGACGAAGCCUCGCGGGGAGACAGCCGGGCUGCGAGAUGCGCAGUGUAAACAAGGUCCAGUGACGAAGCUCCAGCAGAGGACCCCUCGCCGGCGGGGCCAGCAGCCCAAGCUGCUUAACAGCCCCGAAGACAGCCUGUACUAUAACCAGCUGCAUAGAACUCUGGAUUACCAGGGGAGCAAGAGGAAGCCCAGAAAACUUGGCCAAAUCAAAGUGCUGGACGGAGAAGAUGAAUACUACAAAUUACUGUCAUUGGUGGAGUCCAUCCCCGAAGAAGAGUACGAAAGCCCGGCCCCCGCCUGCCCGUUCUAG
Messenger RNA from Nerophis lumbriciformis (worm pipefish), 3948 nucleotides. NCBI's taxonomy places the organism in Eukaryota, Metazoa, Chordata, Actinopteri, Syngnathiformes, Syngnathidae. The record is from RefSeq and is a predicted model, not a curated record.